AUGCUGUGGUUGGCAUCUUCACGACCACUUCGACGGUCUGUUGCAAGACCACUGAGCAUUGCAACAUACAGUACACAACGCGGCAAUCCAUUACGAAUCUUGUUUUGUGGCUCAGAUGAGUUCAGUUGUCACUCGCUAAAAGCUCUUCACAAGAAGCACAAAGAUGAUCCAAGUCUUAUCGAGUCUAUUGAUGUGCUGGUUCGGCCAUCGAAGCCCACCGGGAGAGGAUUGAAGCAAGUGACUGAAGUCCCAAUAGCAUCAGUAGCCAGGGAACUUGGUCUUCCUCUAUCAACGUUACCACACGACACUUUCACAAAUUGGUUUAAAUGCAUCAACCUCAUCAUCGCUGUCUCAUUCGGCCGUUUUGUCCCACCACGGCUCCUAAACCAAGCAGAAUACGGCGGUCUCAACGUCCACCCUUCCCUCUUACCCGACCUCCGCGGUCCUGCUCCCCUCCACUACGCCCUCCUAAACCGCUACACCCACACCGGCGUCUCCAUCCAGACCCUCUCCCCCCACUCCUUCGACACCGGCACCGUCCUAUCCCAAACCCCCCUCCCGGGUAUCCCCAUCCCGCCCAACUCAACCCUUACCUCCCUCACCUCACUCCUCGCCCCCCUCGGCGCCUCCAUGCUCGUCUCCUCCCUCUCAUCCGGUUUCCACCUCCCACCCCACAAAGACGUCUCCUGGCAACCCCCCUAUCCCAUCCGACACGCCCCCAAAAUCCGCACAGUAGCCAGACAAAUUCCCUGGCUCACCCCCUCCAUCUCAACCCUCUCUACCAACCUCCCCUCCUCCGCCCCCCAUCUAGAAGACAUCGCCCACCAACACCACAUCCUCGGCCCCUUAUGGUCCAAACUCGUCGUCCGCACCCCAAAAAAAGAACAGAAUAAACCAGCCGCUGCGACGACAUCUCCUACAUCCUCGACCUCACCUCCCCCGACCUCCCACCCGCCGUCGCAAACGAGGUGGCCUCCGCGCUGGAAAGGUGCAAAGAAGACCCCUGGGCGGAGGAGCAAGUCCCUGUUCUGGAGUGGCUUCAGAUCGGGGACGACGAGCAGCAAGUGCCGGAGUGGUACCCCCCGCAGCCAGAGUCGUUGGAGAUGUUUGAGCGGGUUGUUGCGCUGGAGAGGGGAGAAAUUUCAUCCGUUGAUGCUGCUGCGGGAGUAG
Messenger RNA from Podospora anserina S mat+, 1170 nucleotides. RefSeq lists its product as uncharacterized. The transcript has 4 exons. Gene Ontology annotation, molecular function: methionyl-tRNA formyltransferase activity. The record is from RefSeq and is a predicted model, not a curated record. The coding region runs from base 1 to 1170 and encodes 389 amino acids. Gene Ontology annotation, biological process: conversion of methionyl-tRNA to N-formyl-methionyl-tRNA; biosynthetic process. Gene Ontology annotation, cellular component: mitochondrion. NCBI's taxonomy places the organism in Eukaryota, Fungi, Ascomycota, Sordariomycetes, Sordariales, Podosporaceae.